AUGGACUCCUCACAAGGCCCUCACCCUCACCAACACACACCAGGCCUAUCGCCACACCUUCACAAUGUCCUAACCGACCUCCACCGACGUCCAUACCCACACGUCCCCAAUCCACCCCUAUGCAAGAAACGCGCCUCCGUCGCCUUAAUCCUCCGCGUCCGCCCAACAUACAACCACUGGCCAAACCCGACAGAUCUCGAUAUCGGUCUCGGUGAUCCAGACUUAUCCGUCGAAGACAGACUGGAUGACUUUUUCGCCCAGCCGUGGGUGAAAUAUGGGGAUCCGGAGGUCCUUUUCAUCAAGCGCGCUUCGCGUCCGGGCGAUCGCUGGACUGGACAUGUUGCUUUGCCGGGUGGGAAGCGCGAUCCUGAGGAUGAGGAUGACAAGGCUGCUGCUAUUCGGGAAGCUUCUGAGGAGAUUGGAUUGGAUUUGACAACGGAUGAUUGUAUUUGUGUGGGGAAUUUGCCGGAGAGGGUGGUUACUACUAGUUGGGGAUCAGUGCCGUUGAUGGUUCUUUGCCCUUUCGUCUUUAUCACAACGCGGAGCGACUCCCCCAAUGCUGCGACUACAACCGACGGAGGUCGCUUCGACACAUUGGAUCCCAUUACGCGCACUACUCUCCUCAUCCCUCCGCACGGUCGAACAUGUGGAUAUAUCGCAGCGAUUCGCAAGACAAGAUUAGCUGUCCGAUCUAUGCUAGGCUGGAUGCAGUUCUCAGCCGUGCGGUUACUUCCCGCCGAGACGGUGCAGUGUACUUCGAUCCCGGGAUUCGUGCCAGAUGAACAGAACAGCAAAGAAUCGACGCUAAUUUCGCGCUUCAAAUCAUGGUGCCUGAGUAACCAGGCUGAUUCGGGAGAUCUCAAUCGUCCCCUGUUGCUAUGGGGUCUUACGCUUGGAAUCUUAGCGGAUUUCUUGGACAUGUUGCCUCCGCAUACUUCUGUCCAACAAUGGAAAUAUCCGACAUUUACAGCGCCGGAUUUGAGGUUCAUUGUUAGUAUUUUGACGUACAAUUUGCGGAAACGGAAUGCGCGGAUGGUUAAGUCUGGUGCGAGACCUACGAGUGAUACGGCGCUGGACGCGGAGAGUGCCGCUUUGUCGGUUACCCGGGGGGAGAAUAUGUCGAAGCACGAUGAUAAUGAGGUUGGGAUUGGUGGGCUUGGAGUGGGAAGAUACUAUGGUCCAGCUGAUCGUGCUUCGGAUGGGACCUCGUAUGCUGUUGGGAUUAUGUUGCGUGGAUAUUAUCAGCGGUUGCGAGUUGCGAUCUAUGUAUUCCUUGCCUGGCGUAUGGCGUUGGGAUCGGCGGCGGCCAUUGUGGCGUGGCGAGUGAUUCGGCGGAGACUUCGAUAA
Molecule: messenger RNA, 1347 nt
Organism: Penicillium cosmopolitanum
Lineage: Eukaryota; Fungi; Ascomycota; Eurotiomycetes; Eurotiales; Aspergillaceae
Product: NUDIX hydrolase
Exons: 3
Coding region: 1-1347 (448 amino acids)
Molecular function (GO): coenzyme A diphosphatase activity
Source: RefSeq, a predicted model, not a curated record